AUGGCUGCCGAUACCCAAAGCGCUGCUGCUGCGCACAUCUUAUCAGCCGAGCCGACACGCGAUCCAAGCUAUAAUGACUUUUCUUUUACACCUUUUUUGCGCAAGAGCUUCGGCUUCGGACUCGCCAGCGAUGUGCCCGUCUGCAAAGCUUACAGUGAAGGACACUGCCCAUUAGGACCCGCCUGCCCAGAUCGUCAUCCUACUCCAUCUCGCGUGACAACAUCAACUACCACAGCUUCCGGAAUGGCGCCAUCUACAACACACGGGUCCCUGGUUUGCAAACAUUUCCUCAAAGGACUAUGCAAGAAGGGCUUGAAAUGCGAAUACCUUCACGAAUACAACCUUCGCCGAAUGCCAGAAUGCCAGUCAUUUUCGCGAUCCGGAUACUGCACCAAUGGUGAUGAUUGCCUCUACCAGCACGUCCGCGAGGAGGCACGCCUGCCGCCUUGCGAGCACUACGACCGCGGAUAUUGCGAGUUGGGACCACUUUGUGCCAAGCGACAUGUCCGCCGACGUCUGUGCACCUUCUACCUGGCCGGGUUCUGCCCCGACGGCAAAGCAUGUGCUGAUGCCCACCCGCGUUGGACGGAGAACCUACCCCGGCCUACAAUGCGCACUGAAAAAACGGAGGAAGAACUAGAGCACGAACGAGCCCUCAUUCGUGAAGAACAAGAACGGGAGAAGGAGCGGGAACGAGAAUGGCGCAACGAACGUGGACGGGGUGGUGGGUUUGGGCGUGGUCGCUUCCGCGGUCGUGGAAGGGGUUAG
Penicillium paradoxum is the source of this 768-nucleotide messenger RNA. It is a transcript of the gene yth1, whose product is annotated as cleavage polyadenylation factor RNA-binding subunit YTH1. NCBI's taxonomy places the organism in Eukaryota, Fungi, Ascomycota, Eurotiomycetes, Eurotiales, Aspergillaceae. The record is from RefSeq and is a predicted model, not a curated record. The coding region runs from base 1 to 768 and encodes 255 amino acids. The transcript has a single exon. Gene Ontology annotation, molecular function: metal ion binding; RNA binding.